AUGCUUGCCGAAGUAUCUUCUAUAACUGGAGUGCCCAUUGGCGCCGGGAUCUUGCUGGGUACCAUUCUAUUCCUCCUGUAUUGGUCUUCCAGUGACCCGCAGCUCAACAAGAUCCCAGGGCCCUGGCUAUACAGGGUUACCAGGUAUAGAUUGGCUCUCGAUGCGUGGAGGGCACGUUCCGUUCAUGCGACACUGGACCUGCAUAGACGGCACGGCCCAGUUGUUCGAAUUGGCCCCAAUGAGGUUUCAUUCAACAGCCUCACAGCUCUGAGAACAAUCUAUGGGGCCGGGAGUGGGUUCGAGAGAACUUCCUUCUACCGGAUGUUCGAUGCCUACGGCCGCCCCAACCUGUUCACCUUUGCUUCUGGCAAAGAGCACCGUGAGCGAAAGAAACUUGUCAGUCACAUCUAUGCAAACCAGACAGUGCUGGGUACGGAUUUUUCCCAGCUGGUGCAAAGGAAAGUGGCUGGCUUUCUCGAUUUCGUGGAAAGAGAACCCGCCGCCGCCAGUGAGAUCUUCUCUAGUCUUCAUUAUUUCUCUUUUGAUGCCAUAUCUGAAUUCGUCUAUGGCUCUCGACACGGUGGGACAAGAGCUUUGUCGGGCCCUAAUCGAGAAUUGAUCGCAGACAUCUUGAAUCCUGCAAGGAGGAGGCUGGCAUGGUUUGCUGUCCAUUUUCCAGCCUGGACUUCGUGGGUCACUACUCGAACAGGCCUGCUCGAAAAAGGACUCAACUCUAUGGGCCUGUUGCCAAUGAGGAAGCCAUUCACAUACUCUGGAAUUCGCAAGCACGCAUUAGAUGCAUUCUACAGCUUCAAGAACGCUCCAGCGGCGGAGAAGGCAGACGUCGCCGAGACCACGGUCAUCGGUCGCCUGUUCAAAAUUCGAGAGACAACCAACAUGUCCGAUCUAGACAUCGCCUCUGAAUGCUCUGAUCACCUCCUUGCGGGUAUUGACACUACAUCUGAUUCCUUGAUGUUCAUGAUCUGGGCUCUGUCUCUGCCCCAGCAUGACGCCAUUCAAAAUAAGCUGAGGGAAGAACUGUCGCACAUCUCUGUAGAUGAUCGAGGACUUCCCAUCCCACGCGCCUUGAGCCAACUUCCUUACCUCAAUGCAGUCAUUCGCGAAUCACUACGCUUGUACACGCCCUUACCGGCAUUUGAGCCUCGAAGCUCACUUGUUGAUACUGUGAUCGAUGGGUACCAUAUCCCCGCUGGCACGGUUGUCGGAAUGUCCCCAUUCUGCUUGCACAGGGACGCGACUGUGUAUCCAUCCCCAUUGAGCUUUCAACCAGAAAGAUGGCUGACACCGUCUGGAGCGCUUAUCCCUGAAUCAGAUCCUCGAAACAGGUACUUCUGGGCGUUUUCGUCGGGUGCACGAAUGUGCAUCGGGAUGCAUUUGGCCAACGCUGAGAUGCUCACCUUAAUGGCUGCGCUGUACCGGAAGUACAGGACAUCUGCAAAACACCCGGACACGUCGCCAGGUAUCACAAGUAGGUUUGAGGUCUUCCAUGACGAGACCAUGCCCAAGAUGGUCGAGCAUGAGUGUUGGAUUAAUUUCCAAAAGCUUUAA
Messenger RNA from Exophiala aquamarina CBS 119918, 1569 nucleotides. RefSeq lists its product as uncharacterized. The record is from RefSeq and is a predicted model, not a curated record. The coding region runs from base 1 to 1569 and encodes 522 amino acids. Gene Ontology annotation, molecular function: oxidoreductase activity, acting on paired donors, with incorporation or reduction of molecular oxygen; monooxygenase activity; heme binding. NCBI's taxonomy places the organism in Eukaryota, Fungi, Ascomycota, Eurotiomycetes, Chaetothyriales, Herpotrichiellaceae. The transcript is spliced from 2 exons.